Messenger RNA from Limanda limanda (common dab), 1238 nucleotides. It is a transcript of the gene hus1, whose product is annotated as HUS1 checkpoint clamp component. Gene Ontology annotation, cellular component: site of double-strand break; checkpoint clamp complex; nucleolus. The record is from RefSeq and is a predicted model, not a curated record. Gene Ontology annotation, biological process: meiotic DNA integrity checkpoint signaling; double-strand break repair via homologous recombination; mitotic intra-S DNA damage checkpoint signaling. The transcript is spliced from 8 exons. NCBI's taxonomy places the organism in Eukaryota, Metazoa, Chordata, Actinopteri, Pleuronectiformes, Pleuronectidae. The coding region runs from base 127 to 984 and encodes 285 amino acids.
AGUGUCUUGUUUCCCACGGACCGCUGAUCGCACGGACCGAAUACAAACAACCGCGGCAGCGAAGUCUUCCGGCUGAAUGUGAACAUCUCUCCGACUUCACGCGUCGCUUUACGGCCAAAGAUCAACAUGAAGUUCCGAGGGAAAAUCAUAGAUGUGUCCUGCCUCACCCACUUCACCCGGGUCGUCACCACCAUCUCCAAGCUGACGAAGCUGUGCGUCCUGAGACUGACUCCAGAUCACCUGUUCUUCGUUCUGUCUGGGAAAGUGGCCAAUGGAGGGGUCAGCAUGUGGUGUGAGCUGUCACAGGCCAACUUCUUCGAUGAGUACCAGAUGGAGGGUGUGUCCUCUGAGGACAAUGAGAUCUGUCUGGAGGUGACUCCAGAGAACCUGUCCAGAGCCCUGAAGACGGUCCAGAACGCCAAGUCCGUGAAGCUGAAACUGACCAAGAAGCACUGCCCCUGCCUGACCAUCGCUGCCGAGCUGCCCACGCUGUCCAGCAUCAGUCGAGUCGUCACUCACGACGUCCCGGUCAACGUCAUCCCACGCAGACUCUGGCAUGAGUUCAAAGAACCGAGCAUGCCCGACUUCGAUGUCAGCAUCUACCUGCCUCCUCUGAAGACCAUGAAGAGCGUCGUGGACCGGAUGAAGAACCUCUCCAACUUCCUGGUAAUCGAGGCCAACCUGAACGGACAGAUGAAUCUGAAGAUUGAGACGGAUCUGGUUUCCGUCACCACGCACUUCAAAGACCUGGGGAAUCCACCGUGGGGUGAAGACGCCUCCCAGGAGGACAGUGCGUCUCAGAGCCGGGACCCAGAGUCCAUGGCUGAGGCCAGAGUGGACAUCAGGCGGCUGCAGCAGUUCCUCAUGGGACAGCAGGUCAACCCCAGCAAGGCCAUGUGCAAUAUCGUGUGUCAGAGGGUCGUCCACCUGAUUCUGCUGCAUGAAGAUGUGUCGCUCCAGUAUUUCAUCCCCGCUGUGGCCUAGACGCCAGAGCUCAUGAGCUAGUUCUGCUCGCUGUGAGUGUGGGGAAAUGAAAACUGGACAACAGAACAGUUUCAGGAGUGUUUUCCCCUCAUCCUGUUUCCUGUCGGAGCUCAGAAGAACAAUGUGAAGAGUUCACCUGUCCCAUGUUUCAGAGACCUUGCUCCUUUCCAGUCCUCCCACUGGACCUCAGGAACACACUGACCUCUGGUGGACAGAUGGUAAACACACAGGAAGCAGUGUUUGGGGCAGUUGGA